AUGAUCGUCGAUCAAAUUAUCGAAGGAUGCCGGUCGGCUGACUUAAGGAAGAAGCUAUUGACAGAGGAGUUGACACUUUCUGAAGUAGUUAAUCUGGGAAAAACGCUAGAAGAAGUCCAGAAACAAACGAGGGAAUACGAGAAACCCUCAACGUCGUUUGACGAUGGCUCAUUGGUUCAAAAAGUUGUUGCGAGGACCUCAUCUAGUACCAGAUCUUGGGAAGGUUCAAGGAAAUGCUAUAAUUGCAACAGACCGGGACAUUUGGCCAAAGAAAUAGACAAAUGCCCGGCGAAGAAUGUGGAAUGCUAUGGAUGUCGAACGAAAGGUCAUUUUAAAGUUUGCUGCCGGAAAAGGAAACACAAUGAACCGGGAAACAGAAACUCAGCUGGAGCCAAACGAAUUCAUGCAAUCAUCAGUGACGAGACGGAGACAGAUAAGGGUAUUUUUUUCGUCAAGGCCUCGGAGGAACUGAAUGAGAUACUUGAGUUGAAUAUUGGUGGAGUGAUUACGAAGAUGGUCAUCGACUCCGGAUCGCCAGCUAACAUUAUCGAUAGCAAGACAUUCAAGAGGUUGAAAAAUCAAGGAGCACAGAUCCUGAAUAAAAGGAAGCCUGAAAGCGACGAAAUCAAAUUCAAGGCGUUUGCAUCUGAUCAGGACAUAUUCUUCAGUACAGCAUUCGAAACGGAGGUGAAAAUUCCUGGUGAAGAGACUGGAAUCUGGUCCCAUAUCUUGGUCGCUCCGGAAGGUCAAGUUAGCUUGUUGAACAAGGGAACUGCAUUUGCGUUGGGAAUAUUGAAAAUCGGAUAUCAUGUGAACCAGAUUUCGGCGGAAGAGCGUACAAAGGACGCAAACGAAGGACGGGAAGCGUUUCCUAAGAUACCGGAUGUUCGUUUGUCAAUCCAAGUUGAUGAAACAAUAACACCAGUCGUCCAAGCAGCUCGGAGGUUUCCCAUGUCCAUGGAAGCGGACGUGGAACAAACGAUUCAAGAGCUGUUGGAGAAACAAAUCAUCGAACGGGCGGAAGCUUCCAUAACAUGGGUGUCACCACUCGUCCCAGUGAGGAAAUCCGAUGGAAGAAUCAGAUUGUGCGUAGAUAUGCGAGCUGCUAACAAGGCAGUUAAGCGGGAGAACUAUCCAAUGCCGAAUAUCGAUGAUGCAAUGUCAAGAAUAAAGAAGGUACGUAAAUAA
Messenger RNA from Ochlerotatus camptorhynchus, 1188 nucleotides. RefSeq lists its product as uncharacterized. The record is from RefSeq and is a predicted model, not a curated record. Gene Ontology annotation, molecular function: nucleic acid binding; zinc ion binding. The transcript has a single exon. Lineage: Eukaryota; Metazoa; Arthropoda; Insecta; Diptera; Culicidae. The coding region runs from base 1 to 1188 and encodes 395 amino acids.